AUGCAGUGCUAUACAGAACUCACACCGCCGACCGGUGUGCAGUACAGUCUGAAUCUCCCUUUUCUCUCGGCGCAAAGCAACAAUCUGGUCGUCGCAAAGGGCUCUCUGUUGCAGAUAUUUACGACCAAGACGAUCUCGUCAGAAAUUGACCACUCGCAGACUCGAGACAGACAAUCGUCAAGGGCUGAUAAUCAGUACGACCGCCGAUUAAAUGACGAUGAUGGCCUCGAGUCAUCCUUCCUAGGCGGCGAUGGCAUGCUGGUCCGCGCCGAUCGAACAACGAACACGAAGCUCGUGCUCGUUGCCGAAUACCCCAUAUUUGGUGUUGUGACGGGCCUUGCGAGAAUCAAAAUUCAGCACUCAAAGUCAGGAGGCGAGGCCCUUUUAAUUGCUACAAGGGUAGCCAGACUGAGCCUUGUGCAAUGGGAUCCUGAGAAACACGCACUCGAGGACAUCUCUAUCCACUUCUACGAGAAAGAAGAGCUUGAAGGCUCGCCCUUUGAUGGCCCGUUGAGCAAUUACCAAACAUACCUAGCAGCCGAUCCUGGCUCCCGAUGCGCGGCGCUUAGAUUUGGGCCCAGAUACAUCGCGUUUCUCCCAUUCAAGCAAAAUGAUGAGGACAUAGAUAUGGAUGACUGGGAUGAAGAAGUGGAUGGACCUCGGCCGGCAAAAGAGUCGUCAGCAACUGCGGCUACAAAUGGAACUAGCAACAUAGCAGAUGUACCAUACUCAACAUCAUACGUCCUCCCUCUCCCUCAGCUUGAUCCCAGUCUCCUUCAUCCUGUGCACCUCGCCUUCUUGCAUGAGUACAGAGAGCCCACCUUUGGUAUCAUCUCAUCAACGCAACGACGGUCCAACACUCUCCCACGAAAGGAUCAUUUCUCCUACAAAGUCUUCACACUCGACCUCCAGCAGAGGGCGUCAACAGCCAUUCUCUCGGUCAACAACCUUCCGCAGGAUCUUUUCAAAGUCAUCGCUCUUCCGAGCCCUGUAGGAGGUGCCCUUUUAGUUGGCACCAACGAGCUGAUUCAUAUUGAUCAGUCUGGGAAGCCUAACGGUGUUGCUGUCAAUGUGUUCACCAAAGAGACGACUAAUUUCCCACUUGCCGACCAGUCGGAAUUGGACUUGCGACUCGAGAACUGCUACAUCGAACAGAUGUCCCCCGAGAACGGAGAACUAUUGAUGGUGCUUAGCGAUGGCCGGCUGGCCAUCGUCGCCUUUAAGAUCGAUGGACGGACGGUUUCGGGAGUUAGUGUCAGGCUUGUGCCUGCAGAAGCGGGUGGCAAUAUUAUGCAAUGCAGCGCUUCCUCUAUAUCGAAGCUCAGCAAAAACGUGUUCUUCGUUGGAAGUGCGGGCAGCGACUCUCUCGUUGUAGGCGUGACUCGGAAGCAGGCACAGAAUGCUCGCAAGAAGACACGAUUGGUAGACGACUCUUUCGCAGAUGACCUGGAGGAUGAGGAUAUGGAAGAUGACGACGAUGACGACCUCUACGGAGAAACCACUACAACAGUUCAGCCAAAUGCAACGUCCAACGGAGCUCACAAGGGAGGUGAGGUGUCAUUCCGAGUCCAUGACUCCCUUCUAAGCUUAGCUCCCGUCCACGACAUGACUACAGGCAGACAGGCUUUUAUUCCGGAAAGUGAGGAGGAGAAGAAUUCGGUUGGUGUUGUGGCUGAUUUGCAGCUCGCCUGUGCUGUUGGCAAAGGCAAUGCUGGUUCCAUUGCCAUUUUAAACCAGAACAUCCAACCUAAAGUUAUCGGCAGGUUUGAAUUCCCAGAGGCUAGGGGGUUCUGGACCAUGUGCGUCCAGAAGCCAAUCCCAAAAUCAUUACAAGGCGACAAGGGUGCAAAUGCUGCGGUAGGCAGUGAAUUCGAUGCGUCGUCUAUCUACGACAAGUUUAUGAUUGUUUCCAAGGUUGAUCUAGAUGGCUAUGAGACAUCAGAUGUUUAUGCCCUUACGGGAGCUGGUUUUGAAGCAUUUACUGGAACGGAGUUUGAUCCUGCUGCAGGUUUUACGGUGGAAGCGGGUACGAUGGGAAAACACAUGCGGAUCAUCCAGGUACUCAAAUCGGAGGUGCGAUGCUAUGAUGGAGAUCUGGGGUUGAGCCAAAUUUUGCCAAUGCUCGAUGAAGAAACAGGUGCUGAACCACGAGUUGUUUGUGCCAGCAUUGCCGAUCCCUACCUUCUCUUGGUACGGGAUGACUCAAGCAUAAUGGUGGCUCAAAUCGAUAACAAUAAUGAGCUGGAAGAGGUUGAAAAGCAAGAUGAUACCAUUCUCUCCACGAAAUGGCUUGCAGGGUGUCUGUAUACCGACAAAACCGGUUUAUUUGCCCCUGUCCAGACAGACAAGGGUACGGCAGACGGCAAGAACAUUUUUAUGUUCUUGCUCAGUGCAGCUGGUGCUCUCUACAUAUACGCCCUUCCUGACCUGUCGAAACCUGUAUAUAUUGCUGCUGGUUUAACCUACGUCCCGCCAUUCCUCUCCGCAGAUUACGCCGUCAGACGAGGCACCAUCCAGGAGACGUUGACUGAAAUUCUGGUGGCUGAUCUGGGCGACACAACCACGACCUUCCCAUACCUCAUUCUUCGUCAUGCAAAUGACGACAUUACCAUAUAUGAACCCAUCCGUCGCGAAACGGCUGACAAGUCCGAGGGCCUUGCAAAGACUUUACACUUCCAAAAAAUCACAAACCCUGCACUUGCAAAGAGUCCCGUCGAAGUUGCUGACGAUGACGCCAAUGAGCAACCGCGCUUUGUGCCUCUUCGUCCUUGCGCCAACAUCAAUGGAUUUAGCACCGUCUUUCUGCCAGGUGCAUCGCCAUCCUUCAUCAUUAAGUCAUCCAAGAGCAGUCCCAGAGUCUUGGGCCUACAAGGUAUUGGUGUCCGUGGCAUGAGUUCCUUCCACACAGAAGGCUGCGAACGUGGCUUCAUCUAUGCCGACUCAGACGGCCAUACUCGCGUCACGCAACUUCCCGCCGACACAAGCUUUGAACUGGGUGUGUCUGUACGCAAGGUUCCAGUUGGUGAUGCCGUCAGUCUUAUCGCCUACCACCCCCCAAUGGAGACAUACGCCGUGGCAUGCAGCGUCUCAGAGCCCUUUGAGCUUCCUAAAGAUGAUGACUAUCACAAGGAAUGGGCCAAGGAGACAAUCACUUCAUACCCCCAAGCAGAGCGUGGCGUUAUCAAACUGAUCAGUCCUGCCACCUGGUCCAUUGUCGAUAACGUCGAGCUCGACCCUCAUGAGGUUGUCAUGUGCAUGAAGACGCUCCAUCUCGAAGUGUCGGAAGAGACAAAGGAACGCCGCAUGCUUCUCGCUGUCGGCACGGCCAUCAACCGUGGCGAGGACCUGCCUAUUCGCGGACGGAUCCUGGUUUACGACGUUGUUCCUGUUGUGCCGCAGCCUGGGCGCCCGGAGACUAACAAGAAGUUGAAGCUCGUGGCCAAGGAAGAAAUCCCUCGCGGCGCCGUCACUGCUCUCUGCGAAGUCGGCUCUCAGGGUCUUAUGCUCGUCGCCCAGGGACAGAAGUGCAUGGUGCGUGGUCUCAAAGAAGACGGCACUCUCCUGCCAGUCGCCUUCAUGGAUAUGAGCUGCUACGUCACCGCAGUCCGUGAGGUGCGUGGGACAGGAUACUGUCUCAUGGCUGACGCCUUUAAGGGUGUGUGGUUUGUCGGAUAUGCGGAGGAGCCCUAUAAAAUGAUGCUCUUUGGAAAGAGUACUGGAAAGUUCGAGGUUUUGACGACAGACUUCAUCGUUGAUGGAGAUGAGUUACAUAUUGUUGUCUGCGACAAGGAUGGCGUAAUUCAUGUCAUGCAGUUUGAUCCCGAGCACCCCAAGUCUCUCCAAGGCCACCUUCUCCUCAACCGUGCCUCCUUCUCCGCAGCACCCAACCACCCCACCGUAACCCUUUCUCUGCCUCGAACAUCAAUCGCUCCCUCAGCGUCCGCUUCAAAGAACCCCCCAACGACCCUCAUGCUGGCCUCCCCAACUGGUGCCCUCGCCUGCCUGACCCCUUUGUCAGAGCAGGCCUACCGUCGCCUUACCUCCCUGGCAAACAGUAUUGCUGCAGCCCUUCCCCAUGCAGCAGCAGCGAACCCCAAGGCGCACCGCCUACCGCCUCUUGAUGCACGGCCUCCGGGAGUCGACACGAGCGCCGGACGCAGUGUCGUUGACGGUGCUCUGCUUUCACGAUGGAACGAACUCGGUGCGGGACGCAGAUCGGAGGUGGCCGGCAAAGGUGGCUACGGCGGCGUCCUUGAGGUUCGGGGCGAGCUGGAAGGUAUACUUGGAUGGAGCGGUAUGGCUUAUUUUUGA
Colletotrichum truncatum is the source of this 4311-nucleotide messenger RNA. NCBI's taxonomy places the organism in Eukaryota, Fungi, Ascomycota, Sordariomycetes, Glomerellales, Glomerellaceae. The record is from RefSeq and is a predicted model, not a curated record.